AUGGCAUCUGGUUGGAUUCCCGACAUGAAUCCCACCGAGCUUUCUGAUGGGACUUUGGUUUGCGGAGCUCAUCAUCAAAUAAUUUGCAUCAUCUGCUGUUGUGACUACAGCUUCAUGCAGGAUCUCCAGGAGGAAGAAGAAAACAAUGACUCUGCUUCUCUCUCUGAUGCUCGUUCAGACGAUGAAGACCCGGAGACACUUGAACACCCUGAAUAUCAAGUAUUUGACCGACAAGACGCAUUCACGAUGUUCACUAGACCGGGAAUGAACGGCUUUAAUGAUGCCCUUGAAUCCAACCUCGACUCCGGUCCGAUGCCUACCAUCACAAAAUUCUGCCCCCCUUUUUCCAGUGAUACUCCCAGCACGCUUUUCCGUCCAGCCCAUCGCUUUAUUAGUCGUACUAAUCCCAGUGAAAUCCUCCUUUACACUGAUGGCUCCUGUCUCUCCAAUGGUCUUGUCAGCCCUCGCGCCGGCUGCGGUUUCGUCAUCUCACCUCACCACAAAAUCAAUUUCAGACUCGAAAAUACUGGCCCAACUGGAGAAGCUCAUCGCCAAACUAGUAACCGUGCCGAAUUGCGUGCUGUGGUAGCCGCUCUCGAAUACCGUGCCUGGCAAGGAGAUAACUUUGGAUCCUGGACGCGCAUUGUCAUCGCUACUGACUCUGAGUAUGUUUUUCUCGGUGCUACCGAAAGAAUCAACGGUUGGGCUCAAAGGGGCUGGCGGACUAGUGCUGGAACGGAAGUCAAGAAUCUGGAUUUGUGGAGGAGACUAGUCUAUUGUAUCAAAAAAGUGAAUACGCCGAUGAACUUUUCAGAAAACGGGCGUGGAGUUGCGGUCGCAUUUUGGAAGAUACUGAGGGAGUUGAAUGCGGAAGCUGACGUUGAGGCGAAGAAAGGAGCCGAAUUGGAGGAGGUGCAGGAAUUUCGGGUGCUGAAUGGGAUAGUGGUCUGA
Botrytis byssoidea is the source of this 951-nucleotide messenger RNA. RefSeq lists its product as uncharacterized. Lineage: Eukaryota; Fungi; Ascomycota; Leotiomycetes; Helotiales; Sclerotiniaceae. Gene Ontology annotation, molecular function: nucleic acid binding; RNA-DNA hybrid ribonuclease activity. Gene Ontology annotation, biological process: DNA replication, removal of RNA primer. The transcript has a single exon. Bases 1 to 951 code for a protein of 316 amino acids. The record is from RefSeq and is a predicted model, not a curated record.